AUGCGGAGAGUAGAAAGAGUCAAUGUUGCCUUGAUGCUCUCAGGAAUGGGCUCAGCAUCUGUAGAUGUCUUUCGCAUGGCGAGCAUUAGAUGGGAAAAGAGACAAGCUAAAGUUUUGCAACAAGCUAAAAUGAGAAUUGUGAAGCAGAAGGAUUCUGACAAAACUCAAACUUAUUGGAGCGACCUUUGGGGCAAAACCAAAAAGUACGAGAAUACAGAGGAAGAAGUGAAAGAGAGGGCAGCACGAGCUGCAGCAGCAGCGCGAAGAUGGAGAGAGUAUUCUAGAAGGGGUGUCGACAAACCUCCCACAUUCAAACUUCCGGAAGCCGUCUCCAACAAAGAACAGUGA
Striga hermonthica is the source of this 348-nucleotide messenger RNA. NCBI's taxonomy places the organism in Eukaryota, Viridiplantae, Streptophyta, Magnoliopsida, Lamiales, Orobanchaceae. The record is from the annotation of a GenBank genome assembly.